Molecule: messenger RNA, 4675 nt
Organism: Ochlerotatus camptorhynchus
Lineage: Eukaryota; Metazoa; Arthropoda; Insecta; Diptera; Culicidae
Gene: Pgant9
Product: polypeptide N-acetylgalactosaminyltransferase 9
Exons: 9
Coding region: 998-2965 (655 amino acids)
Biological process (GO): protein O-linked glycosylation
Cellular component (GO): Golgi apparatus
Molecular function (GO): polypeptide N-acetylgalactosaminyltransferase activity
Source: RefSeq, a predicted model, not a curated record
AUGUCAGUUGCAAUCGGGUUCUCUGCACGGUCGCCAGCGUUCGAGCUUCAGUCCGCCGCCAGUUCAGGACAGUUCACAGUAGAGGAACAGUGCGUCGCGACGGACACGGAUCUAGGAUCUUUCCUCAACCACCCGCACAAAUUGUUCUUCCGCCGAAAAAGCAACAAAACUGAUUGUGUGACUGUGGCGGUUGUUAUGACGUUUCGAGAUUCGUGUUAGAACCGUACCGUCGCCUGCUUGAUUUUGCAAACAAACUCGAAUCCGAAGGUGUUUGCAGUAGUGUGCGUACGCAUGAAGAACUAGAACGACUGUGCCAGUUUAGAUUGAACUAGUGAAUACAUAGAACACUACAGAAAAGAAAUAGAAUAGCAACAACAGAAAUAUUAAAAAUAAAAUACCAGCACAUAUCGACAAGUGUAAAAGAAUAUCAAAUACGAAAUUACAGCCGCAGUGGUCGACAAAUCAUAAAAAAGUUGCGAAAGAAGAGCGUUGUCUGUGCAUUCAUAUCUGUGUGUGACGUGCCCAUCAGCCAGCAGAAAAGAGUAGGCGAUGCACUUCUUCCCAUCAUCGUCUGGCCUGCUGUGAAUAAAUACAUACGUGCAACGUGCUAAAUGUCAACCGAGUAGGCCGUGACAACAGCGACAAGGGGGAAAUCAGCAGUGGACGCAGUUUUACAAGAAAUUGAAGAAACAACGCACAUAUCACACGGCUGAUUAGAUGAGAAAACAAACCGCCUAGCGCCGACUGACUGGAUGACUGCGAUGCAACACGAUUAGGUCAUAUCAUUAGCGCCGUCGCUGCGUGGUCGUCGUGAGUUGAACUGAAGAAGCGAUCAAAAUGAGCAGUGCUCCAUGAGAUUGCGCAUGAAUUCUGACAAGCAAAGCCGCGGCCCUCUUGGAUUGCAUUGGAGCUGCGAUUAAUUUUAGCAAUAUUUUAGGAUUUAAGUUUUAGUCACUUGACGUACUGGCAGCAAGGAUAUACUUACAAAAAUAGCAAAAUGGGACUGAUAGGUAGGCGGAGAUCGUCGUUCCUGAAGAUUAUCGCUCUGUUGGCGGUAGUUUGGUUCAUGGUAGUGUUCGUGCUGUACACCGAUGAUGGCAGCGGAGGAAGCAGUAGUAGAGUGGGUGGCCCCAGUGCAGGAGGAGGAGCUGGAGAGAGUGCGUUUGAAGUGCCAAGGAGGUUGCCCCUGCAGGGCAUCAGGGAUAGAUUUAGUCAGUUUAUCAUCAAUGCCCGGGAAGACGCUAACAAGGACGAUUUAGUUCAAGAUGGAGAAGGUUUAGGCGGUGUUGUAGACUAUGUAGACAACAAUAUUGAUCGGGGAGUGGAUGUCGCGUACAAGACGAUGGAAACGAAAAAGAAGAUUCCUCCCAAGAGUAGAAAACGUAACGAAAAUGCCCAGGAAUUUGAAGGUGUAAUAGCCCCACCGCACGAGGAUAGUCCCGAUUCACCGGGUGCCAUGGGAAAACCUGUUGUUUUGCCGAAGGAUAUGUCACCGGAGAUGAAGAAAACCGUCGAUGACGGUUGGGCCAAGAAUGCGUUCAAUCAGUAUGCGGCUGAUUUGAUCUCGAUUCGACGAAGUCUUCCGGAUCCACGUGAUGCCUGGUGCAAGGAACCGGGACGGUACAUGACGGAUCUGCCGGCCACGUCGGUAAUCAUUUGCUUCCACAACGAGGCCUGGUCGGUGCUGUUGCGAACAGUUCACUCAGUGCUCGAUCGCUCGCCGGAACAUUUGGUGAAGGACGUGAUUCUGGUGGAUGACUUUUCCGAUAUGCCACACACACAAAAACAACUGGAAGACUACUUCGAGGCGUACCCGAAGGUGAAGAUCAUCAGGGCACCAAAGCGAGAGGGAUUGAUUCGUGCACGGUUGCUAGGUGCUCGCUACGCAACGGCUCCUGUGCUGACCUACUUGGAUUCACACUGCGAGUGCACGACUGGUUGGUUGGAACCGCUGUUGGAUCGAAUCGCAAGGAAUUCUACGACCGUCGUUUGCCCCGUCAUCGACGUGAUCGACGACAACACGAUGGAGUACCAUUACCGGGACUCGGGCGGUGUCAACGUAGGUGGCUUCGAUUGGAAUCUUCAGUUCAACUGGCAUGCCGUGCCCGAGCGGGAAAAGAAACGGCACAAGAGCACUGCUGAACCCGUGUGGUCCCCAACGAUGGCGGGAGGUCUAUUUUCGAUUGACAAAGAGUUCUUCGAACGGCUCGGAACGUACGACUCUGGGUUUGACAUUUGGGGUGGAGAAAAUUUGGAGCUUUCCUUCAAAUCGUGGAUGUGCGGAGGUACGCUGGAAAUCGUACCGUGCUCCCACGUGGGUCAUAUAUUCCGAAAACGUUCGCCUUAUAAGUGGCGAACGGGAGUCAAUGUGAUCAAACGGAACUCGGUACGGUUAGCGGAAGUGUGGUUGGAUGAGUAUGCCAAGUACUACUACCAGCGGAUUGGCAACGACAAGGGAGACUACGGAGACGUGUCCGAAAGGAAGCAACUUCGAGAGAACCUGGGCUGCAAAUCCUUCCGAUGGUAUCUGGAUAACAUCUUCCCGGAACUGUUCAUUCCUGGCGAGGCGGUUGCUUCUGGAGAGGUAAGAAACAUGGGAUACGGAAAUCGUACGUGUUUGGAUGCUCCUGGAGGCAAGAAGAAUCUACGCAAACCAGUGGGACUCUAUCCUUGCCAUAAUCAAGGCGGAAAUCAAUACUGGAUGCUGAGCAAAACGGGUGAAAUCCGUCGAGAUGAGGCCUGCCUGGACUACGCCGGCCAGGAUGUGAUACUGUAUCCAUGCCACGGCUCCAAAGGCAAUCAGUAUUGGAACUACACACCGGACUCGAACCUACUGCGGCACGGAUCCUCGGACAAGUGUCUCGCCAUCAACGAGAGCAAACAGAAGCUUAUCAUGGUAGACUGCGACUCGUCGAAUGAGGCACACAAGUGGCAGUUCCAGAAUUACGAUCCUAGUAAACUUUGAGUUUCCACUACUUCUUUGAUCGCCAUGUCAACGGUUUGGUGAUCGAAACAAACAGCAACAAUUUGCCAACCUGAUUUGGUGGAGUUUGGUGAAGCAAACACCGUGUAUAAAGAAAGUAAUUCAGAGUGAUGCAAUCAAGAAACAAAAGGUAGAAUAACCGAUUUUUAUCGUUCUUAUUUCUCCCGCGCAAGGUCAAAUCAAGAGUCCUAGUUAGUUGAAUGAUUUUAAUGUGAUUUUCGCGUUAAUUUAUUAUUAGACACAAUGAAAUUAAGAAUGCUCCUCGUGAAGGUUUCCUGUUACUAACGAUUUUGAACCAAAAAGAAACGAGGAUAGAAAUUAUUUUUCGCUCCAUUCCAAGUAGACAAUACAAAAAAAACAAACAUGCAAACUGCCAUAUCUUCCUGACCAUCUGGACCACAAUCUUCCUACUGUUUUAUCUUCUUUUUUUUGUACCUAAUCCCUGGAAACAAAACGAAAGAUUUCAAGUUUCGCUUACGAACUUGCGUUUUCGCACAAAAUGACAAUCGUCAACGUCAUCAUUAACAAUAACAACAACAACAACAAAACGCGUUGUUUUCGUUCUUCCGUCGAUUUCUAUUUUUGUGCGCUCGUUAGCACAAACAAUCAGAGAUCUACGCCUGCUACGGUUCGAAACUGAUUUAACUCCCACGCCUUCCUAGAUGUUCGUUACCCUUAUCAUUUGUCAAUUAGAUAAUUUUCUCUCUUUAUUUCCCCCCCUGGAAUGGAUAUAGAUACAGUUGCUCAAACAAGAAGGAUCAAAACUCCCCCACAAAAUAUCUACAUUCCAAUUAUGUACUACCUAACAUUACUUAUUAAAGUGUAAAGCCAAACUUGAGUCGAAAGCUGUAGGGUAUAUAAAGAUGCCAGCUGUCGUUCAGCUGUACUGUUCAAACAUAUCAAAUUAAGACAUUCAGAAUGACGAAGAAGAAGUUUGCCAUAUAGAUGAACUGAUUUUUCUCUAUGUUUUCGUUGACUUUUCUUAAUCUUAUCGUAACAAGCAUACACAAAACUAACUGACAUAUCCGAGAGCAAAUGAAAGAGAAUACAAUUCUUCCCGUUAUUAAUUUUUACACAAAUCAAAAAUAUACCGUAAAACUCCCCACAAGAGACUAUUGAACAACUGUUUACUUAUGUAAUGAAAAUCGUUUUAUUUUAAGUAGUUGAAAACGGUAGAAAUGUGAUUCAUUAUCUCUGCUUUUUUCCCUGGACAACUCAAACAUUAAUACAAAACUAUCACAAGGAGAUGAUAACAGUUGAAAACUUCCUUAUUAAAAAAAAUAGGGAUGCGAAUGAGAAUGUGUGAGUGGAGGAAAAUCCGAUCGUGGAUCGAGAGAAAAACGAAACAGUUCGCGGAUGUUAGAUGGAUAGAGUGGAUGAGCGUAUUUCUACAUGUGCCUUGUAAAUUAUUAUUAUUAUUAAUAUUAUCAUAAACAAUUGAUGAUCUUAAAAUGAGAAAACAAACAUGCAAGUGACAACAAAAGUCUAUCAAUUAAUUAAACUGACUACAAGAAAAAAAGAAAAGAAAGUUGUUUUAAUAAUAAAAUGAUAUCAACGCAGAAAAAAAAAUGCAAGAAACACAAGUAGUUUGUAACAAGUUGUUCUUACUGUAGUUAUACAAAGUGAUGCAAAAAAAAACGGUAUAAACAUUAUUAAAACUCCUCCUAUAUCUUGAGCGCGAAAAAUGCAAGA